Molecule: messenger RNA, 2214 nt
Organism: Drosophila virilis
Lineage: Eukaryota; Metazoa; Arthropoda; Insecta; Diptera; Drosophilidae
Gene: Gpo2
Product: Glycerophosphate oxidase 2
Biological process (GO): glycerol-3-phosphate metabolic process
Cellular component (GO): mitochondrion; glycerol-3-phosphate dehydrogenase (FAD) complex
Molecular function (GO): glycerol-3-phosphate dehydrogenase (quinone) activity
Source: RefSeq, a predicted model, not a curated record
UUCAACUUCUUUACAAAAUGUCAAAAUUUCUCAAUGUAGCUAUCUUGGCGGGCACAAGCACCAUGCUUGCAUACUCCUCCGCCCCAGUAGCCCAAGACAGGAACAAGGCGCCGCAGAUGAAGCGUGAGCUGCCUAGUCGCAGCAUGAGCAUCGAUUCAUUGCGACGCACGGAGUACGAUAUUUUAAUUAUUGGCGGUGGUGCAGUGGGCGCUGGCUGUGCCCUGGAUGCGGCUACACGUGGACUCAAAACCGCCUUGGUUGAGGCCGAUGAUUUUGGCAGCGGCACCUCCUCGAAGUCCAGCAAGCUGUUGCAUGGCGGCCUCAGGGAUCUCGAUCAAGCCAUCAGCCAUUUCGACAUGGCCGCCUUUCGACGUGUCCAAACCUCUUUAAACGAGCGCAGCAACAUUGCCAAUCUGGCGCCGCAUUUAAAUCAACCCGUGCCGAUUAUGUUGCCGGUCCAUCAUUGGUGGCAACUGCCCAUCUACUGGGUAAAGCUGCAUCUAUAUCAUCUGAUGGCGCCUGGCACCACAAAGGGUUUCCAUUUCAUCAAUUCACGCGAGGCGCUCGAAAUGUUUCCCAUGAUGCGCCGCGAAAUCUUUGGCGCCUUUGUCUUUUACGAAGGGCAGCACGACGAUGCCAGGAUGUGUCUCGCAGUCAUUUUAACAGCCUCUCGCUAUGGCGCCGACAUUUGCAAUCAUAUGAAGGUGGUUAAGUUGCUGCGCGACAAGAAGAACAUGGUGGUGGGUGCCAUCGCAGUGGACCAACUGACUGGUAAACUCUACAAGAUACACGCCAAAAUGGUUAUAAAUGCUACGGGGCCAAUGAGCGACACUAUCGCACGCCUGGAGGAUGCCCAAGCGCCGGCACAGUGCACACCCACCUGGGCCUCGCACAUAGUGCUGCCGCCCUUCUAUUGCCCCGAGGAGGUCGGCCUGUUCGAUCCGCAUACAAAGAAUGGCUCGGCCAUAUUCUUUCUACCCUGGUUGGGUCACACGCUGAUGGGCACCUCGGAUGAGACACGCGAGGAGAGCGAAGGGCCACAGCCAACGGAAAUGGAGGUGCAGUACCUGCUGGACGGCAUUAGGAACUAUAUCAAUCCCAACUUUGAUGUGCGACGCUGUGACGUCUUGGCAGUUUGGGGCGGCUACAAGCCGCUGCCCAUUCAAUCGAAGGCGCUGCAACAUUCGACUUUGAAGAAUCAUGUUAUUUCUUUGGGGCCGGGCAAAAUGAUCUCAAUUGUGGGCGGCACCUGGACGUCGUUUCGGCUGCUGGCAGAGAAGGCGAUCGAUACGGCUAUCAAGAGUGGUGGCCUGGAGCCAUUGCGGAGACACUCAAUUACGGCGACCCACUGUAAACUGGACGGGGCCGAUGGCUGGUCACCGAGCAUGUUUAUAAGACUGGUGCAGGAUUUUGGCUUGGAGGAAGAUGUGGCCAAGCACUUGUCCGACACUUACGGUUCGAAUGCCUUCAAGUUGGCCGUUUGUGCCAACACCUGUGGCGGCAAGUGGCCGAUUAUAGGAAAGAGGCUGCACUCAGAAUUCCCCUACAUUGAGGCGGAGGUGCGGCAAGGUGUAAGGGACUAUGCCUGCACGUUGGUCGAUAUGGUGGCACGUCGCCUGCGUGUUGCCUUCCUCAAUGUGCACGCGGCGGAGGAGAUAUUACCGCAGGUGGCCAACGAAAUGGCGCGCGAGUUGAAAUGGAGCAAGAAGAGAAAGUCGAAAGAAAUCCUAAAGGCUCGACAAUUUCUCAACACGCAAAUGGGACACGUACCCAAAAGUGAGCAAGCCCAGUUGAGCAUACCCAUCAAAAUGUCCGUGCAUCAGGUGCAAAAAUAUGCGGCGUACUUUAAGACUCUGGACGAGCACAACACCGGUCUUGUGUCCAUAAACAAAUGCUGCGCGGCGAUGAAAACGUUUGGCGUCAAAGAAGUGCCCGUGGAUCUGAUGCACAACGUCCUGCGAGACAUCGACUGCCAUUCGCAGGGUCAGGUGAAUCUGUACGAGUUCCUGUUGCUGAUGUCGGCCAUUGUGCACGGUGACACGGCCUAUUUGCGCUAUGCCAAAAUGAAUCUCGACCAGAAACUUUCGGCGAUAAGUAACCGGCGGAGCAAAAAGCGUGCAUUGCCUGUCGAGCGUUCUGGCGGUGGUUUGUGAUGUCUAAAUUAAUCCUUUUAAAAUGCAUAAUGUCAUUGAGCAAUAAAUAGUAAAAAAUCUA